Messenger RNA from Cooperia oncophora, 543 nucleotides. NCBI's taxonomy places the organism in Eukaryota, Metazoa, Nematoda, Chromadorea, Rhabditida, Trichostrongylidae. The record is from the annotation of a GenBank genome assembly.
AUGUUCUCCGUCACCAGCACCAUCGCAUCCGCGAAAACAAUCUGGGAACGUCAAACAAGAUUGGAGUCCAAUGCUGCAGACCGCCUCCGUGAACUUUUCAUUCAAAAGUAUGUCAUCUGUGGAGCACCGUCGAGUACAAAAAAUUUCUUUAAAAUCAUUGGAAACUUCAACUCAGCGCUAGCCAUGGCUUCAAUGGGAGCGCAAGACGCGGCCCGUACUGUUACAGGAUUCAUGGCCAAAUAUACCAUCGCAUGGGGCCUCUUCAUCCCAACGAUGGAGAACAGGUCAGUACGCCAGAUAUGCUUCCUCGAUACAGAACUGGCGGCUCAGCAACGUCUUGGAAACGCGAGAAUUACCGACUGUGAUUCAGGACUGAUGCGCUUCCUCAGUGAGUUACUGCCGAACAUCGCCGUUUACGCCCAGUCCUCCAAAAUGAUGAGUGAGGUGGAGCAAGCCGAGCUUGCGGCAGCAGCGCUAAAGAGGCGAUCUAUCUUGGAGAAGACAACGAUGUUCCACCGAAAAGGAGUUUAUCCGUACAUCUGA